Molecule: messenger RNA, 1502 nt
Organism: Chenopodium quinoa (quinoa)
Lineage: Eukaryota; Viridiplantae; Streptophyta; Magnoliopsida; Caryophyllales; Amaranthaceae
Product: ADP-glucose phosphorylase-like
Exons: 3
Coding region: 218-1321 (367 amino acids)
Biological process (GO): beta-D-galactose catabolic process via UDP-galactose, Leloir pathway
Molecular function (GO): zinc ion binding; UDP-glucose:hexose-1-phosphate uridylyltransferase activity
Source: RefSeq, a predicted model, not a curated record
AUAAUCAUUCGAAUAAAUACUGCGCUAAACUUUUACCAUAGCUUUAUUUUGGAAGCAAUUUUUUCCAAAUAAAAGAUAAAAAACAUCGUUACAUUUUCAUAUUACAGUAAUCAACGCCUAACCUUCAACCUUACACUAUUUAUUCCUUUCCCUUCAAUUUUGGAACCCACUUUUUGCCACCAAUUUCACCAGCAAAAAUUCCGAACCCCAGAAAAAUAUGGCAUCACAAAAACCUCCUUCUUCAUUACCUCAAAACCCAGAAUUAAGGAAAGACAAAAUCAACAACAAAUGGGUUGUUUUUUCUCCAGCAAGAUCCAAACGCCCUUCUGACUUCAAGUCCAAAUCCCCUGUUUCAGACCCCAAUCAAAAUCAGUCGCAGACUUGUCCUUUUUGUAUUGGGCACGAGCGCAAAUGUGCCCCGGAGAUUUUCCGGGUUCUGGAUGACUCGGAUUCUUACUCUAAUUGGAGAAUCCGAGUCAUCCAGAACUUAUAUCCCGCUCUUAGCAGGGAUAUACAACCCCACAAUCCGGGUCUACUGAACCCGGAUUGUGGGGUUGUCCCCGGGUUUGGGUUUCAUGAUGUUGUGAUUGAGACAACCACACAUCCUGUUCAUUUAUCUGAUCUUCCCGGGUCCGGAGUUGGGGAGGUUUUGAUGGCUUAUAGAAAGAGGGUGCUUCAAAUUGCUUCUUUUGAUGGCAUCCAAUAUAUUCAGGUGUUCAAAAAUCAUGGAGCUUCUGCUGGAGCGUCAAUGAGCCACUCUCAUAGUCAGAUAAUAGCUCUUCCAAUUGUUCCCCCUUCUGUAUCUACUCGCCUUGCAGCUAUGAAAGAGCAUUUUGAGCAGACAGGGAACUGCAUCCUUUGUGAGAAGUUACCGAAAGAGCUUCUUAUUUAUGAAUCAAGACACUUUGUUUCGGUUGUUCCAUAUGCUGCAAGCUAUGCCUUUGAGAUUUGGAUUAUUCCGCAGUUUCACUCUGCUCAUUUCCAUGAUAUAGAUAAAGAAAAGGCAGACGACCUUGGUGGAUUACUCAAACUUAUGCUGGAAAAGAUGGCUUUGCAAUUAAACAACCCACCAUUUAACUACAUGAUUCACACAUCUCCUCUGCGGAUUGAUGAUUCACAAUUGAGCUGCAGUCACUGGUUUCUACAGAUAGUCCCUCAGUUGACUGUGUUAGCUGGAUUUGAAAUCGCAACUGGAUGUCAUAUUAAUCCAGUAUUUCCUGAAGAUGCCGCAAAGAUAUUGAGAGAAGUUGACGUUGAAGACACUGAACAGAUUUUCAAAGAAGUUAAUGUUGAAGAUUCUGAGAUACCAAAAGAAGUUUAGGUUGAUUGUUGAGAUGUGGACUCGAGUAUGGAAAAGAGUAGCUUGAGAUGAUACGAAGUGUCAUUUUUUGGGUGAAUAAAAAUGUAAGCACUCCAUUUGUUUCAAAGUUAUGAUACGUGAUUUUAUAAUGUCUUGACUAUAUACAAUAUACAGUACUAGUUUAAGGGCGUGUUCGGCACUA